Messenger RNA from Echinococcus granulosus, 195 nucleotides. RefSeq lists its product as hypothetical. The coding region runs from base 1 to 195 and encodes 64 amino acids. The record is from RefSeq and is a predicted model, not a curated record. Lineage: Eukaryota; Metazoa; Platyhelminthes; Cestoda; Cyclophyllidea; Taeniidae. The transcript is spliced from 2 exons.
AUGGCUGCCAUCAAGGUGAACAAUGACGUACAAAUGGUGACCAAGUGUAAUCUUGGAAGACUUUACAAUGCCGUUUACAUUACAAGCUUCGUUUGCCUCGCUAUCGCUUGUCCCUUGCCUAACAGCGAAUUUUUGCUAAUUCAUGUGUACCUUGCAUUCCAAAGUCUCCUUUUCGUCAUUGACACAUUCUUAUAA